AUGGAGACUUCAAUGCGCCUGGUGGCGUCUAAUACUUGCAGGGCCUGUAUAAGACUGUCCGCAGCCAAUGCAGCCCGUCCGCCUGUAUCGAGGUCAUUCUCUAAAGCUGCUUCUUCACGCCCACUACAAAAGGCUUGCUCUCCGAGUCCGACUAUACAUUCGCGGCGACCCGUACCAUCCGUCGAAGCUAGAGAUUGCCUCUCAAGGCCCAUAUCUCUAUUCGGUCGUCAGCCAAAAACUACUGAGGACACUGUAGUUGGCCUAGGAUCUGCCGCAUCGUACGAGAACCAAUCCAAACCUCUGGUCCUCCGUCCUGACGACCUCUUCCACUCUUUUACUAACUCGCCCAUUCCCGAAAUACGCCGCCGUGCUGCUUUUAUAAGGCAACACGCGCUCUGCCCUCAUCCCGACCAUCAACCUACGCGAGACCCAGCCAGUACCAAUAGUCUGGGUAGCGCUACCGGCUCUGGCGCGCAAGCACCGGCCCAUGUUGAUUUCGAAUGCCCGGACUGUGGAAUCCCGGUCUAUUGUAGUAAGAGGCAUUGGGCCGAGGAUUAUGAGGCUCAUCUUCAGAUAUGUGAUACUCUGCGACAAAUCAAUGAAGAUGAUCAUGAUCUUCGCUCUGGGAGAUUUUUCCCCGAAUUCGAGUAUGCAGGUCCUCAGAUGGAAGAAGCCGCUGUGAAUAUGACAAACUGGGAUACUUUUCUUUACACGAGACAAUUCGAAGCCAUCAAUGGUGACCGAAAUAUGCGACAGGUUACAAGGUUGCUUACCUAUCCAGUGACAAUUGGCAGCAUCCUACACGAGCUUAGUCCAUAUAAUAUUAGAAAAGGUGGUAGGCUCACGACUGAAGGCUUGAAAAGCUUAAGCGCUCUCCGAUAUACAUUACAUCCUCCCAGGACAGGUAGCGGAGAAACGAUCAAGGGCCUACGACCCGAAGCGCCUCCGGUGAGGAUAUUCAUCCUAGGGGCUCGAGCAGAGUCUUCACUCCCCCGGAAUGUCUGGGUACAGUUGGCCCACCUCUUCCCACGAGGGAAAUUUCACCUAAUAUUUAUCGGACCUGAGAGUAUGACUAACAGAGACGACGAAUUCCCCUUGCCCCCUCGAACUCCUUCAAAUCCCUUCGGUGCCAUAGUAGAAGACCGGGUGUGGCCAACAAUGAAGAUUAGCACCAUUGUGGAUUACUAUCAUACUCUACAUAAGACCGGCCAGUUUUAUCCCUAUGACCCUUAUUUUGACUGUUUUGUCAUGUUCCAUCCCGGGUUAGGACAUCCAGCUAGCUCUCACGAGUGGUCGGAAACGGUGCCUUUACUUCUCGAGACCAAGGCCCCUAUUAUAGUGACUGGCUACACACAGUUUGAUAUGGAUAGAGAUAUCGAAUGGGUAAGAAAGACUUGCGGAGGGGAAUUCGAUAUGCUCAUGGAACCUGGCGAGAACAUCUUCAGAAGUUUACGGUGGGAUCUUAACGACCUCGAUCCUCAAGAUAUCAGCUGUGGCAACUGGGGAGUAUGGGCUUUCCGAGGCAAGAGAUAUGAAGCGACAAAAAGCAACGUUGAAUAA
Daldinia caldariorum is the source of this 1560-nucleotide messenger RNA. Its product is annotated as zinc-finger of mitochondrial splicing suppressor 51-domain-containing protein. The transcript is spliced from 2 exons. Gene Ontology annotation, cellular component: extrinsic component of mitochondrial inner membrane. The coding region runs from base 1 to 1560 and encodes 519 amino acids. Gene Ontology annotation, biological process: mitochondrial respiratory chain complex IV assembly. The record is from RefSeq and is a predicted model, not a curated record. NCBI's taxonomy places the organism in Eukaryota, Fungi, Ascomycota, Sordariomycetes, Xylariales, Hypoxylaceae.